CGGUCGAGCAGAAGUGGGCGAUCGUGGAGUUGCGCGCACGCGCAGCCCCGACGCGCUUCUCUUGCAUGCGGCCCCAUCCGUAACAAUUGAGGCCACCGGGAGUGGCGGAGGGGGGUGCCGGAGCCAUUCUUCUCUCUCUGCCCUGUGCUCCCCUCCCAUCGGCCAGAGAUAAUGAGCGAGCCGCAGGUGGAGACGACGACGGGGCACGUGACGGACGGCGGCGCGUGGCUGCUCGUUCUGAGCUCCGUGUUUUUAUGCAAUCUCCUCAAAAUCCUCCUGCCCUCCUGCUCCUCUAUUAUAUCAAGGUUAUUACAAAAAGAUGCUGAGCAGGAGUCAGAGAUGAGAUCAGAAAUUCAGAACAUGAAGCAAGAACUUUCGACCAUUAGUAUGAUGGAUGAAUUUGCCAGAUACGCCCGCUUGGAAAGGAAAAUUAACAAAAUGACUGACAAGCUGAAGACUCAUGUGAAAACAAGAACAGCUCAACUAGCCAAGAUAAAGUGGGUAAUAAAUAUUGUGUUCUACAUUUUACAGGCUGCCUUAAUGAUCUCUCUCAUUUGGAAGUAUUACUCUGAGCCAGUUACUGUCCUCCCAAGCAAAUGGCUUGCCCCAUUAGAACGUUUAGUUGCUUUUCCAACAGGAGUGGCAGGUGGUGUUGGCAUUACAUGUUGGUUGGUGGUUUGCAACAAGGUUGUGGCCAUUAUGCUUCACCCCUUCAGCUGAGAAAGAAUCUUGUUGCAGUUCUUCACUCCCCUCAAUUGUCUCAUUCUAAGCAAUGUUCUGUUUCUUAUGAUGGCAACACAUCUGAAUUGUACCAUCUUGUUCAUGAUAGUCCGUGAAAGGGGCAGGGCUAGGAUCAAAUAAACCAUACAUAAAAUAUUUAUUGUAAUGUUAUUAAUAUUUAUGUAAUGUGUUUGUUGUGUCUCCUUACUAGUAGCUUUCAAGUUGUGUUCUGUUUAUAGAUUUAUGUGCUGAACCUCGUUUAACACAUGCAGUUUUGUAGUCUUAACACUUCUGAAAGUUCUGCUUUGCACUGUUGAGUAUCAAGAGAGAACAAAAAGUUACCUUUUCCUAUGUUGGACUAUCAGACCGUCUAGCUCAAUACUGUCAUGCUGAUGGGCAAUAGCUCUCCAGGAUUCUUUCCUAAUCCUAUCUGGAGUUCCCUAGUGGUCUUACAUCCAAGUACAGACUAGCCUUGAUCCUUCUUACUGUACAAAAUCAGACAAGGUCAGAUGUGUUGCAGGUGAUUUUAUUGGCUCAGACUGCUAGUACAUGUUAUAACCAGAAGGGUAUAGAAGAUAUUGUUGCAUAAAUGGAAUGGUUUCACACUUUCUGCCUGUGUUUUAAUUAAUCCUUGUUUAGUCCAAGACAUUUUACAGUUUUGAUGAGAAGGGAUAGGUUUCCCACUAAGAUAUUUCAUGUAGAUGUGGAUAGUUGUAUUCCAAGUAGUCUUAUUUCAAAAGUUUAUUAUUUUGUACAAAAAAUUGUGCUGAAGUGUAAUUGUCUAUUAAAUGAUGUUCUGUGGAAACCAUA
Messenger RNA from Pogona vitticeps (central bearded dragon), 1530 nucleotides. It is a transcript of the gene GET1, whose product is annotated as guided entry of tail-anchored proteins factor 1. Gene Ontology annotation, biological process: tail-anchored membrane protein insertion into ER membrane. Gene Ontology annotation, molecular function: protein-membrane adaptor activity. The record is from RefSeq and is a predicted model, not a curated record. Gene Ontology annotation, cellular component: GET complex. NCBI's taxonomy places the organism in Eukaryota, Metazoa, Chordata, Lepidosauria, Squamata, Agamidae.